UACUUACAGAACAUUUCUUCAUUUUGAUUCGAGGUGUCUAAGAGAGCUGAGCCCAGUGUGGCACCUCUGAGACUCUGCACCAUGCCCCCCAAGUUGCACAGCAUUCUCCCAGCCCUGUACCUCCUGGGGGUCUUGACCCUACUGCUGUGCCCUUCAGGCCUGUGUGAUUGCAGAAUACCUCCUGGUAUUGCCCAUGGAUCCCAUCAUGACAUAAGUUCAUUUUUCUCCUUUACGACUGUGGUGCACUAUGAAUGCGAUGAAGGAUAUGUUCUGGUUGGAGACCCCCAAAUCACCUGCAGAAGUUCACAAUGGUCAUCUCCAGCCCCUCAGUGUAAAGCGCUGUGUCUGAAACCAGAGGUAGAAAAUGGGAAGCUGUCUGAGGAUAAAGAUCUGUUUAUUGAGUCUGAAAAUGUCACCAUCCAGUGUGACUCUGGCUACGGUGUGGUCAACUCUCAGAACAUCACCUGCUCUGAAAACAGGACCUGGUACCCAGAGGUGCCCAAGUGUGAGUGGGAAGUCCAUAAUGGCUGUGAGCAAGUGGUAGAAGGCAGCAAACUCAUGCAGUGUCUCCCAAGCCCCGCGGACGUGAAAAUGGCCCUGGACGUGUACAAACUGUCUCUGGAGAUUAAACGACUCAAGCAAGAGUAAGACUUGAGGAGGAACACCCGUUAGAACUCAGUACAACAUAAACCGAUGAACAAAAACAGAUCUAGAGACAGGAAGCAUCGAUCAGACUCUCAAACCCCAGAGGAAAGCCAGGGGAGGGUGGGGGUAAGGAGGAGAGAUCAACCAAAGGACUUGUAUGCAUGCAUAUAAGCAUAAGAGAUGGACGCAGACAACAGGGGGUGAGGGCAGGGGCAGGACUGAGGGGAUGAGGGGACAAUGGGGGUAUAAAGACACAUUUGUAAUACCUUAAUCAAUAAAAAUAAAAAAGAAAAAGAAAACAGUACAUCGCUUUCCCCUCACUCAUCACCCCCUAGUAAAGCAUUAGGUAUAUUUCUUAUUAGCAAGUCUACUGUAUUUUAAGUAUUAUUUACUGGGGGAAAAAACAAACAUCUGUUUUAGAAGAAUCUUAGUGACACUGAUAAUGUAGAACUAUUGAUCACUUGUAUCUUAGCUCAUAUUAAGCUCUGUUUUCCUGGAUUUGGUGGAACGGCAGAAAUAAAGAAUCACCUGUCAAAAA
Molecule: messenger RNA, 1183 nt
Organism: Myotis myotis
Lineage: Eukaryota; Metazoa; Chordata; Mammalia; Chiroptera; Vespertilionidae
Product: apolipoprotein R-like
Exons: 4
Coding region: 82-648 (188 amino acids)
Biological process (GO): negative regulation of complement activation, classical pathway
Source: RefSeq, a predicted model, not a curated record